Messenger RNA from Drosophila rhopaloa, 1993 nucleotides. RefSeq names its product terminal uridylyltransferase Tailor (gene Tailor). Gene Ontology annotation, molecular function: poly(A) RNA polymerase activity. Gene Ontology annotation, biological process: mRNA 3'-end processing; mitochondrial mRNA polyadenylation. Bases 112 to 1803 code for a protein of 563 amino acids. The record is from RefSeq and is a predicted model, not a curated record. Lineage: Eukaryota; Metazoa; Arthropoda; Insecta; Diptera; Drosophilidae. The transcript is spliced from 9 exons.
GAGGUCACACCAAUCGCUGGAUGUGAUAUAUGUCUAUUGGUCUUGACGCUGUCGAGCUUAUUGCCGUUAAUUAUUCGAAGAGGAACAACUGGAAGCAGUUUUACUGGUAUCAUGCGAAUCGAAGCGACAGACUCAUUUUGGCUGGACAAGGCGGCUUUUAGCAGAGCAGAAAGACAGUACUACGAGACGCUUAAUCGAAGAAAAAACAGUCUUCCUGGCCCCGCAUUACUGCCGGCGCCCGCCCCAAAACUCACCACAUUCGCCCCCGCAAAGAAAGCCAAGAAGAAAAACAAGGCGAUGACCGAGAAAGAAACGCCAAACAAACUGCUUUAUAUGAAUCCCCUGACCAUGGAAGCCAACUUCUUCCUGGACACCCUCAACUCGGUGAACCAGAAAAGCGCUCCACCCCAGCUGGACCCGCACCUGGCCAAACUACUGGAGCGCAUUAUGGUGGGGAUCGAGAAGUACAUGGACAGGAACCCUACCUACGUGUUGCCCCAGGAAACGGCAUCUGCCGGCGAGGGCGUGGCAUUUGUCCAGCCGAAGGAGCUGCAGACGAUCAAGCGUACAUUUAACUGCAGUUUCUGCAACAACCGGAUCGUAGGUACCACCAUCGCCAAGGCGGUGGCCCACCUGUCGGAGCAGCAUCCCAAUCCCAAUCCCAACGGUCAGCCAGUGCAGCCUCAGCAGUCUAAACAGGAGAAAAAGCAGGCCCAGGUGAAGGCGCGUCAGCAAAUGGUUGUGCAGCUGCCCAAGAAGGUCAAGGCGAUGAUUGUAGGCGAGAUUACGAAUGUGUUUAAAGACAAAUACCCUAUAGCAGAUAAACUGAAGGUGAUUCCUGAGUACGACAUAAUCGAGCAAGAUCUGUGCAAGCUUCUCACGCCGGGCUUUCCAAAGCAACAGCUGCGCAUCUACAAGUUUGGCUCACGCAUCACGGGGAUUGGGCAACGUUCUUCCGACUUGGACGUGUUCGUCGAUAUCGGCAACACCUUUCAUACGUUUGAACACCGAGCUUCCAAUACAACGAUCACCAAGCUGCGGGCGAUGCGAAAGUUUUUCUGCGGCAGUGACGACUGGCGCAUUAUUAAUGUCAUUGAGCAGGCCCGCGUUCCUAUCAUCAAAACCUGUCAUUUGCCCACGGGCAUCGAGUGCGAUAUUUGCCUGAACAGCUUGGGCUUCUGUAACACAAAUCUGCUGAAAUACAUAUUUGAAUCGCAGCCACUGACGCAAUAUAUGUGCAUAUAUGUCAAGAACUGGCUGGAGCGGUGCAAGCUGACGGAACAGAUAUCGACUUACAGCAUUACCCUGAUGGUCAUCUACUUUUUACAGCUUCAGGGCCUGCUGCCACCUAUAGUAAUGCUGCAAGUGGAGCAGUCGCUUAAGGGCGGGCAAGUGGGACCAUGGAUCGUCAAUUUUUCACUAAAAACGCCCAGUGAGCUGGGACUGCAGCAAAUAGAGGUCACUGUUCCCGUAGUCAAGUGCUAUCUUAGAAACUUUUUUGUAUACUUUGGCAAUUUUGACUACGAGCACUUUUUGAUCUGUCCAUAUUUUGGUGGAGCUGAUAUCGAAAUACAAAAGGUUGAGAAGAUGCUACCUACUAGGUACUCUUCAUAUGUGUUGGAGAACCCCGACUGCUCGCUCCAACUACGAAAACCGAUGGUGGUUCAGGAUCCCAUACAGCUAAACCACAACGUUACCAAAGCGGUAACCCGAUAUGGACUGCAAACGUUUGUGGACUACUGUGUGCAGACAGCAGUUCUGUUGGAGGAGCCUUCAACCAAUUGGCGCCAGCGGAGUACAUAAACCUGCCAAGUCAUCUGAUUGAAUCGUUCCCAUCCCUCCAAUCUCAAGGCAGUUUCAACGCUGGUCUGUUAAGAUUUUACUUUGAGUGUGCGAGUGACCUAUUUUGGUUUUAGCAACUGUAAAUUAAGGGCACUCCGCACGUCUCGACAAUAUCCAACACAUAAAGUACAAGUGACUUUUGUAUAUUUCA